Molecule: messenger RNA, 2988 nt
Organism: Drosophila ananassae
Lineage: Eukaryota; Metazoa; Arthropoda; Insecta; Diptera; Drosophilidae
Gene: Itgbn
Product: integrin beta-nu
Exons: 6
Coding region: 133-2541 (802 amino acids)
Biological process (GO): cell adhesion mediated by integrin; integrin-mediated signaling pathway; cell-matrix adhesion
Cellular component (GO): focal adhesion; cell surface; integrin complex
Molecular function (GO): integrin binding
Source: RefSeq, a predicted model, not a curated record
UUUAUACAGAAAAAAUAUUAGUUGCGCUGGGCUUUCGAAGCCGAACGGUUGUUGGCUCCCCCUUCCCAAAAAUAAAUAUAAAAUAAAACAAUAGUCGAUCGGAAAAUAUUAAGUUAAAAAAAUAACAAAGAGAUGACGUCAUUGAAACACCAUGUGUUUUGUUUAGUCAUUGCAAUUGCAUUUUUAACACUUUGGUUGCCCCAACCGGAAGCAGCAUCCAUUGUGGAGCAAUGCAUGCACGCGGAUAGCUGUGAGAGGUGCCUGGAGGCGCACUUGGACUGCGCCUGGUGCACUGAUAAGCUGUACGAGGUGGGGCGCUACCGAUGUCUGACUCGCUCUCAGUUGCUAAAUUACAACUGCAGCGAGUCGGAAAUAUAUGAGAAUCAGCCGGUAGUGGAUGUCCUGCAGGAUAAACCCCUUAAGGACUAUGAAGCCGGCGACGAUCAGGCGGUACAGGUGACACCUCAACGCGCUUACCUUAAGCUAGUCAAAGGAAACACGCAACGCAUCAAGCUGAGCUACCGACCGGCACGCAAUCAUCCACUCGAUUUGUACGUGUUGAUGGAUCUCACCUGGACGAUGCGGGACGACAAGGCUACCCUGGAACAGUUGGGAGCGGAGCUCACCAAGACCCUCAAGAACUUGACCGCCAACUACCGGCUGGGCUUUGGCUCGUUUGCCGAUAAGCCAACACUACCCAUGAUCCUGCCGCAGCACAAGGAGAAUCCCUGCAUCAGUGAGAGGGCCAACUGUGAACCCACCUACGGAUACCGCCACCAGAUAUCCCUCACCGAGGACAUUGAGGAAUUUACACUGGCGGUGGCCGAUAGCAAGAUCACGGGGAAUCUGGACAAUCUCGAAGGAGGACUGGAUGCCCUUAUGCAGGUGAUUGUCUGCCAGCAGGAGAUCGGCUGGAAGGAGCAGGCCAGAAAGGUGGUGAUCCUGGUGACAGAUGGCUUCAUGCACAUUGCCGGCGAUGGCCUCCUGGCGGGAAUAGUUCGGCGUAACGACAAGAAGUGCCAUCUGAAUAGUGCUGGGGAGUAUACAGGCUCCUUGGAGUACGACUAUCCUUCGCUGGAGGAGAUGUACAGGGAGCUACUCCGACGCAAGACCAACGUCAUAUUCGCCGUAACGCAGGAGGUGCUGAGUACUUACAGGGAACUGAGUGCCCUGAUGCAGGAGAUCAGUUACGUGGACACCCUGAGUGCUGAUUCCUCGAAUAUUUUGGAGCUACUCAAGAAGAGCUAUGAGAGCCUGAUUAAACGGACUCAGUUCUCCGACAAUAGUCCAGAGUUUAUAAACAUGGAGUACUACACGGACUGCGGUGGACAAUUCCCCAGCUUACGGAAAAGGAAUUAUUGCAACAAUGUCAGUUUAGGAAAGGAGAUAGACUUCUAUGUGGAUGUCACUCUCAAGGAGUAUCCAGCCUCCCAGGUCUAUACCCAUAAAAUCCGCAUUGGCGAGGCCUCACUUAGUGAGUCCAUGGAGUUGGAUGUGGAUCUUCAGCGGCCAUGUCCUUGCCGUGAAGAACCGGACCCACACAACGAGGAGGGACGAUUCCGAUGCCAGAAUCAGGGAUACCUCUACUGCGGAAUGUGCAACUGCGACGAGGGAUGGACGGGCACCUAUUGCACCUGCCCCAAGGAUGCCACGAACUCCACCACCAACGAAGGCCUCCUCAACCAGUGCCGGCAGCCCAGACUGGACAAAUCGCGAUCGCCUCUGGUCUGUUCGAAUCACGGAGACUGCGACUGUGGGAGCUGUUUGUGUGACGUGGGAUACACUGGUGACUACUGCCAGUGUCGGGAGUGCAUCGAUUGCGAUAUGGAGCGCGCCGACUGCUUCUGUGGCCAGUGCGUCUGCAAGUGGGGAUGGUCCGGCACCAGAUGCAAUUGCAAAGAAGACACCGACGCCUGUCUGGGGCCCACGGGGGAGGUGUGCUCCCAGCGAGGUACCUGCGACUGCGGGGAGUGUAUCUGUGAUGAUCCUUACCUGGGAAAAUUCUGCGAGAUCGAUCCCGAGAAGGACAACAAGCUGUGCCAGUUCUACGAGCCGUGUGUCACCUGUUUGAUUGAACAGAAGCAGGGCAUGGGUGCCUGUGAGAAUCUGAGCGAGCUCUGCACCAGUUUCGAUAGCCAGGAGCGCUUCACCUACUCCUUUGUCUCAGAAUUGGAUCCGGAGCACACCCAUUGCCUGGUCAGGCUGGUGAACAAGCAUGGAAUCCAGUGCGACAGCUUCUUCGAAUACCAGGUCAUCGACCAUGCCAACUUCCUGACCAUCCAGGCCGUGGAUUGCGAGCCCCUGGACUAUGUGGCCCUGUUUGGAUUCAUUUCGGGCUUCACCCUCUUGAUUGGGCUCCUUCUGAUCUUCCUGAUCUGGUGGUGUAUUCGGGCCAAGGAUGCCAGGGAGUAUGCUAGAUUCCUGGAAGAGCAGAAGACCGUUGUGCGGCAAGAGAAUCCCAUCUACAGAGAUCCAGUGGGAAGGUAUAAGGUGCCAAAGUCCCUCAGCAACAACUACGAAGAGAAUCCUUUUGCCAGUUGAUUAUAGAUUAUAGAUUUGUUCUUAAAAUCUGUACCAAAGAAAGGACUAAACCAAAAGGACUAAGUGACAAUAGAACAAAAUCUGAUAAACUGAUAAUAGCUCUUAGGUUUCAUUCAUUUUGUAUAAUAUAUUUGAACAUAAUUUUGAUUUUUUAUACAUAAAAUUGGAUGAAUCGUUCAUUAAUUAUUAUUUAUAGUCUAAUCUAAAUAACCUAAGAAUUUGUUUAUAUCUAAAGAAGAGUAGUUUUUCAUUUCAUAUUAAUUAUUUUUAAGUUUAACAAUUCCUUUGAGCAAAAAGUUAGUUUUGAUUUCAUUCGAAGAUUAGUUGAAAAUUUAAGAUUUAAGAGUUAAUCGAUGACUACUGGCGGAAAUGGAAAUGCAAAAUCGAUCUUAAAUUAGGGACAUACAUGUAUGGAGGCAUUACAAAAAUACAAUUCAAUUAAUUAAG